AUGUCGAUGGGCGCCUUCUCAGUGAUUUUCAGCGCCGGUGCCAGAGGCACUGAAGGCUCGCCGGAACAACUGUCGCCGGGGAGUGGAAAUGUCGUAACAGUGCCGCUGCAGCGCUGCGCUCUCCCUUUGCGGCCUCCCGGCCACGAGAUAGCCGCGCGGUCGCAGUCGCCGGCCGUUGCACAGAUGCGGCGGGUGCAACCGCGCGUAUACGCGUCCGCCGCGGCGGAGAGGCGUCGCGUGUUUGAAGUCUUGGUGCAGAGUGGCGCCCGCGCGCCAGAGUCCGUUGCAGCUGCAGCCUGCAGCUAA
Messenger RNA from Emiliania huxleyi CCMP1516, 306 nucleotides. RefSeq lists its product as hypothetical. The record is from RefSeq and is a predicted model, not a curated record. Lineage: Eukaryota; Haptophyta; Isochrysidales; Noelaerhabdaceae. The coding region runs from base 1 to 306 and encodes 101 amino acids. The transcript has 2 exons.